UUAUAAAAACUUAUUGUGACUGUUAGGUCACCGUAUAAUAAUUACUAACAUUAUUAUUUUGUUUUGUUUAAAUUUUCCAUUUUUUAUUGUAUUUAAAUUUAUUCAUAUUUUUGGCUCACUGUUGCCACUGUAAUUUGUCAUUAUUUUUUGUUCAUACUAACCACUGUACAUAUUUUUGGUAAUGACCCGUUAGUUUUUAUUAUUUGUUUCUCACUCCAAUUCUUAUUAUAAGCAUAUUGUUGUUGCUCUUAAAAAUGCAAUUUCUUAUUUUGGAGACUUAUUGCAUGUAUUUUGUUUUUGCAUAUUUUGAAUAUAAAUAAACAAGUUGAGUUGGUACAUUGGAAGUGAGAAACAAAUAAUAUUACAAUAACAACAGUGUAGCCCUUAUUUACAUGAUCAAUUGUUAGGCUUAAGAAAAGAAUUUUUAAAUAAAUAAAUCAUUGUCAUAGUUGAAUUCAAUCGAACAACAUCAUCUUUUAUUCGUGUCUCGGUACCACGGUAGUUCUUUUGUGUUUGUUAAUUAAUCACUGCCCAUCGAACAUUUCAGCAACCUAUAGACAACAAUUCAAAGUAGACCGAAUUGCUCUAUAUCGUUGCCGGUGAAGAAAAAGCUCUUCAUCGUACAUUUUUGGCGCCCAACGUGGGGCAAGUGAUUAAUCUAAAUCUUCCUAAAUUUGUCGUUCUCGGUCCGUGGUAUAUUCUAAAAACUUUUCGUUGUAGUACAACUUAAAAAAAAAGUGUACGGUCAUAUUGUGAAGUGGAAACAGUGGUUCUAUUACAAGGGCAAUAUCUAGUGCUACAAAAAGAAAAAUAAAAAACUUUGUGGUUCAAUAAAAAAAAAAAAAACCUGUGCAACAAAAAAAAUUUAUAAAUCAUUUAAAAAAAACUAGACAGUGCAACAUAUAACAAAAAAAAAACUGUUAAACAAAUUUGUAGUGACGUACCUACUACAAAUCUAGUUUUUUAAAUACCUAUUACAAACAUUAUACAAAUUUUGUCGGCUCGCUAAAUAGAAUCAGUUUUUGUCGAAAAAUAAAAUAAAUAAAAGUGACUCUAAAAUUUUACCGCAAAUUUUUAUGUACAAAAAUAAAUAAACUUUGUUCGCUCGUAAUUCGGGUUAAAUAAAUUUACCGCUAAUCUUUAUAUACAAGAAAAUACAUAAAUUUGUUCGCUUUUGGUUCCAGUACAUAAUAUAGAAUUUUGUGUAUACUAAAUUUGUCGCUCGGAAUAUUGCGGUACAUAUUUAUAUAGAAAGUGAAUAAAUACAUAAAGUCUGUAUAUAAACAUUUUUGGCGUAAAACUUUUGGCGUCGGUGCUCUACAAUACAUAGUAUCAUCCAUUUUGAAAUUUGUUUUUGGAAAUUUUUGGCUCACUUAACCAAACUUUUGGAAAUUUAUGAUGACUUUGGAAGAGGUUAAGCAGCAACGGGCUAAUACGAAGAAGAGUAUUACCCGCAUCAAGAACCAAAUCGAAGCCAAUGGAAGGGGUGAAGAUAUUGACGUAUCAAACACAAAUUGAAAAAUAUGAUCCCGAGGAUAAUGCUAGGCCCGAAAUUGAAGAUUUGUACAUCUCAGCCAAAAUGAAUAUCCAGUCGCAGCUUGGUGAAGAUGUUCAUAACACAACGUUGUCCGAGUCCACCAUUUGUUUCCCAGCUCCCAUCCAUAAAUUGCCCCAACUCAAAUUGCCCACAUUUAGUGGUAAGUACAGUGAAUACAAGAAUUUUAUAACGUCGUUCAAUCAAGUUAUCGAUCGUGAGUUUGGCCUAUCAAAUAUUGAAAAGUUUAAUCAUUUGCUCAACUGCCUCCAAGGCCAAGCUCUAGAAACGGUCAAGGCUUUCCAGAUUACGAACGAAAAUUACCCGAAGGCUCUGGAAAGGCUCAAAACGCGUUAUGAUAAUAGCUCGCUUAUUUUUAUGGAAAAUAUUACCGCCCUUUUUGAACUUCCUACCAUGUCCAAAUACAAUUGUGCCCAAUUACGAAGUCUCGUCGAUAAUGUUUCUGCCCUUUAUAGUUCCUUACUGUCUCUUGGCUCACAUAGUGAUAUUGCUAAUUCCAUGCUGAUUUACAUAGUGAUGGAAAAAGUGGAUGAAGAUACCAGAAGAAAGUGGAAAGAUUCCUUGGACUUUACCAGAUUGCCAACAUGGGAUGAUUGCUCCAAGGUCCUUGAAAGGCGUUGUCAAUUUUUGGAAUCGGUUGAUACCAACCAUACUUUUGUGGCCCCUCGUAAGCCUGAUCAUCAAUCUGGUAAGUCCAAAUCUAAAAAUUCAAAACCUGGCUAUACUUUUUCGGUAUCAAAACGCUCUUGUGUGCUUUGCUCCAAAUGUGACCACUCAAUUAGUCGUUGUUCUCGGUUCAAAGAUAUGGAUGUUAGUCAAAGGUAUGAAAAUGCAAAACGUCUAAGCCUUUGUCUAAAUUGUUUGUCCAAAGGGCAUCAAGUAAGUAGUUGUUCCUCCACAUUCAAGUGCAAAUUUUGUUCUCGCUCGCAUCAUAGUUUGCUUCAUCGGUCUCAGCCAGCUUCUCGGCCCUCGUCCCCUGCUGCUGAACCUACUACUUCUCAUGUUGCCUUGAAUGAAUCUUCUGCCUCGGUCCAUACCCAUAUGGAAAAAUCCUCGCCGGAACAGGUGCUGCUUGCUACUGCCAUGGUUCUAGUUCGUGACUCCACUGGUCGCUAUCAAUUGGGACGCGCUUUGUUAGAUUCUUGCUCUCAAUUGAAUUUCAUAACCGAUGAAUUUUCCCAAAAAUUACAUUUGUCUCGUACAAAACAAACUACUGAAGUCUCUAGCAUUGGUAACACUCUUAGCAAAUCUAAAUAUAGGUCGUCCACAAAUGUAAAAUCUCGAGUCACAGAUUUUGAAGUUUCGCUCUCAUUUUGUGUCACACCUCAUAUUUCAUAUCAACCUGAUAAUGAAUUAGAUGUCUCAUCCUGGAAUUUGCCCCCAAAUACUGAACUUGCGGAUGAAAACUUCUUCAAAUCAAAACGAAUUGAUUUACUUAUUGGUACUGAAACGUUUUUCGACAUUUUAGCAGUUGGUCAAAUAAAACUUGGCCCUAAUUUGCCUAAAUUACACAAAACACUUUUCGGAUGGAUUGUAGCAGGUCGUUAUGUAUCAAAACAACCCAAUAUUUGUGGCUCUUCUUGUAUGCUCUCGAUAGAAGAAGAUAUUGAUCUUAAAUUACAGCGCUUGUGGGAAAUCGAUGAAGUUCAAUCUGGCUCAAAUGAUUUGACACCAGAACAAUCUGAAUGUGAAACAUUUUUCAAUGAUACUGUUCAUCGUGAAUCUUCUGGUAGGAUUGUUGUUAAAUUGCCCUUCAAGGAAUCUCCUGACGCUUUAGGUCUUUCUCGAAAUAUGGCUCUUAAAAGAUUUGUAUCUCAAGAGAGACGAUUUGCUCGUGACAGCAAUCUUAAAUCACAAUAUGUUGCUUUUAUGAAGGAGUAUGAAGAUUUUGGACAUAUGAGUCUAGUUCGUAGCCCUCGUCUACACGAGCCUCAUUAUUUCAUCCCUCACCAUUGCGUUUUCAAACCAAGUAGCACUUCCACAAAGUUAAGAGUUGUUUUCGAUGCCUCGUGUCCAUCAUCGUCCCAGAAGUCUCUCAAUGAUCUUCUUAUGGUUGGCCCAACAAUUCAAGAUGAGCUGUAUAAAAUUUUACUUCGGUUCCGUCUUCAUCGCUUCGCUCUUACUGCCGAUAUAGUAAAAAUGUAUCGACAAGUCCUUAUUGACUCCCAAGAUAGAAAAUUCCAAUAUAUUUUGUGGAGAAAUUCAGAAGAGGAAGAAAUUCGAACAUAUCACCUAAAUACAGUCACCUAUGGAAUGUCAGCUGCGCCCUACCUUGCCAUCAAAAGCCUUCACUAUCUCGCAGACCAAUACAUGGACCAAUUCGAACUUGGUGCAAAAACCAUUAAGUCAUCAUUUUACGUUGAUGAUUUUCUUUGUGGCUCAGAUACGCUUGAAGAAUUGUCUCGUAUGAAGCAGGAGGUUAAUGAAAUUCUAAUUCGUGGUUCGUUUCAAUUAGAUAAGUGGCACUCUAAUCAUAGAGAUUUUCAGGACGACAAAACUGUCAAAGACCUUAAUAUUGAAGAUUCUGCAGUAACUAGCGCUCUUGGUAUCUCUUGGGACCAACAAAAGGAUGUUUUCUUAUUUUUGUUUUCGCCUAAAGUCCAAAUUGAUGAAAAAAUAACCAAACGUACAAUUUUGUCGCUCUCGUCAGCGCUUUUCGAUCCCCUAGGACUUUUAUCCCCUCUCAUAAUAAAAGCUAAAAUCAUUAUGCAAGAGUUGUGGAUUCUAAAAAUUGGCUGGGAUGAGUCUGUACCUCAAGAAAUACACUCGGCUUGGAAAUCUUUCGUCUCUGAUCUCAAACUAUUACCUUCACUUAAAAUUCCUCGUUUUUGUCUCGCUCCUGAUUCUAAAUCAGUUCAACUUCAUGGCUUUUGUGACUCAUCAAUUCGUGCUUAUGGUUGUUGUUUUUACUUUCGUGUUAAAACUUCUUCAGGAAAUGUUGUUGUUCGGCUCUUUACUGCCAAAUCUAGAGUUGCUCCUACAAAGCGAAAAUCGUUACCCAAACUUGAGUUAUGUGGCGCACAACUUCUAGCAAAAUUGUAUUCCAAAAUCAAAAAUCUUUUCGCAAUACCAAAUCUGGAAGUCGUUCUGUGGACAGAUUCGCAACUAGUUCUUCACUGGCUAAAGCAACAUUCAUCUACUUUGUCAGUUUUUGUUGGCAAUAGGGUAUCAGAAAUUCAAGAUCUAACUAAUGGCUGCGUUUGGCGACAUGUCCCAACCCAGUUCAACCCUGCUGACAUCGUUUCUCGUGGUUCAACUGUGCAGGAACUCGCCUCAUCCAUCUGGUUCAACGGACCAGCAUUUCUCGCUCUCGAUCCUGUUCAGUGGCCCCCUACUAAAACUGAUAAACUCUCCGAAGAAAAUCAGCAAGUAUUCGACAAAGAAAAACGGAAAACCGUACUUCAUCUUGAAACAAAAUCUAACUACAUCCUCGAUUCUGUUGGAAAAUAUAGCUCGUACUUAAAAAUCAUUCGUAUUAUUGCCUGGAUGUUUCGUUUUGCUCAAAAAACAAAAACUAAUAUUUCCAAUUCUGACUCUUUGCAGCCCCAAGAAUUAGAAAAUGCUAAACUUUGUAUCGUUUUCAACAUCCAGAAACUACAUUUUCAAGAUGACAUAACUCGAGCUCUAAAGAAGAAAGAUCCCCAAGGUGCUCUAAAGUGUCUGAACCCCUUCCCAGAUUCGUCAAAUGGUUUCAACUUGCUCAAGGUCGGCGGACGCUUGGAGUACGCGGCAAUUUCUGAAGGCCAAAAACACCCCAUAAUCUUGCCCAGCAAAUGCCAUUUCGUCUACUGUUACGUACGUCAUCUGCACAUCAGUAACUACCACGCUGGACCCAAGGCUCUAAUGUCAUUGAUUCGCCAACAAUUUUGGAUCAUCAACUCCAGGAAUUUGUGUCGCAGCAUUGUAAAUUCGUGCCCUCAAUGCAUUCGCUAUCGCCCAAAGUUGUUGCAACAAAUGAUGGGAAAUUUGCCUGUGGAACGACUCAACCCGUCAAGGCCCUUCGCAAGGUGUGCUGUCGAUUUUUGUGGUCCAGUCAACACCUACCUAAGAAUUAGAGGAAAGGUCCCCUACAAGACAUACAUCGCUAUAUUUGUUUGUCUCGCUACCAAAGCUGUCCAUAUUGAAGUGGUAUCCGACCUGUCAACAGAUGCCUUCAUUGCUUCCCUAAAACGGAUGAUUGGUCGUAGAGGUCUGCCCACAGAUAUAUUCUGUGAUAAUGCAACAAAUUUCGUUGGUGCAAACUCUAAGUUGGCUCAAUUAAAGUCGUUCCUUUUUGAGCCAAAAAAUUCAAAUUUUAUUACAAAUUAUUGCUCGAAUCAAUUUAUUAAUUUUCGAUUUAUUCCCCCUAGGGCACCACAUUUUGGCGGAUUGUGGGAGGCGGCCGUCAAAUCGGCCAAAGGUCACUUAACCAGAACCCUGGACAACACAAGGCUCACCUACGAAGAACUCGCAACGGCUAUGAUUGAGAUAGAGGCAGUUUUAAACUCGAGGCCCAUUUCGCCUCUAUCCUCAGAUCCCAGUGAUUUUGAAGCUCUUACACCAGGACACUUCUUGAUAGGCGCUCCCCUCCGUAGUUUGCCAGAACGUGAUGUCCCUACAAAUGAGAUUAACAAACUUGAAUAUUGGGCCCGAAUAAGCGCCAUCAAGCAACAAUUCUGGAAAAAGUGGUCCCAUGAUUAUAUAAAUGAGCUCCAGACUCGCAACAAAUGGACUAGCACCAACUCUAAUAUUACCCCUGGUUCCCUAGUCAUCAUCAAAGAAGAUAAUUUACCCCCGCAGCGUUGGCUCAUGGGUAAAAUCAUCAACAUUGUUCGUGGAAGAGAUGAUCGUGUUCGAGUUGUCGACAUCAAAACUACAAAAGGAGUUAUACGUCGCCCUAUCCACAGACUGGCUCUUCUAUCUUCUUGAAAGUGUCCUUUCAAUGGGGCCGGAAUGUUAGGUCACCGUAUAAUAAUUACUAACAUUAUUAUUUUGUUUUGUUUAAAUUUUCCAUUUUUUAUUGUAUUUAAAUUUAUUCAUAUUUUUGGCUCACUGUUGCCACUGUAAUUUGUCAUUAUUUUUUGUUCAUACUAACCACUGUACAUAUUUUUGGUAAUGACCCGUUAGUUUUUAUUAUUUGUUUCUCACUCCAAUUCUUAUUAUAAGCAUAUUGUUGUUGCUCUUAAAAAUGCAAUUUCUUAUUUUGGAGACUUAUUGCAUGUAUUUUGUUUUUGCAUAUUUUGAAUAUAAAUAAACAAGUUGAGUUGGUACAUUGGAAGUGAGAAACAAAUAAUAUUACAAUAACAACAGUGUAGCCCUUAUUUACAUGAUCAAUUGUUAGGCUUAAGAAAAGAAUUUUUAAAUAAAUAAAUCAUUGUCAUAGUUGAAUUCAA
Lucilia sericata (common green bottle fly) is the source of this 6927-nucleotide messenger RNA. RefSeq lists its product as uncharacterized. Gene Ontology annotation, molecular function: nucleic acid binding. The coding region runs from base 1478 to 6463 and encodes 1661 amino acids. Gene Ontology annotation, biological process: DNA integration. The record is from RefSeq and is a predicted model, not a curated record. The transcript has 2 exons. NCBI's taxonomy places the organism in Eukaryota, Metazoa, Arthropoda, Insecta, Diptera, Calliphoridae.